Mercurialis annua (annual mercury) is the source of this 1624-nucleotide messenger RNA. Its product is annotated as polygalacturonase QRT3. Bases 98 to 1591 code for a protein of 497 amino acids. The record is from RefSeq and is a predicted model, not a curated record. NCBI's taxonomy places the organism in Eukaryota, Viridiplantae, Streptophyta, Magnoliopsida, Malpighiales, Euphorbiaceae. The transcript is spliced from 3 exons. Gene Ontology annotation, molecular function: polygalacturonase activity.
CAUAAACCCAUUCCUCCCCCAAUAUCUCUCCCUCUCUAUCUCUCCCUCUCUAUAAACUCUAAAAAUAUUUUAACAAAAACAAAAACUAAAUCAAAAAAUGAGAUUAUUUUCAGCAAUGUGGUUUGUUUUACUACUUCUCCUACGACCAACAUUUUGUUAUUCAACCAGACAACAAAUGAAGCUAAGAGAAAUGGAUGCAAAGCUUCAAAAUUUCCAAAAGCAACAUUUGCCAGCAUUACUCCAAGACGUGCCGGAAACUAAACAGAAGAGUGGAAGGGUGUUGUAUCCGAUUGGGUAUGGUGCGGACCCAAGUGGAAGAGAAGAGAGCAGCGACGCGAUGUUGAAUGCAUUAGAUGAUGCGUUUAAAAUGGGAAAUGGGUUAGAAAUGGUGGCGGGUGUGAAUGACUUGGGUGGUGUGGUCGUAGAUUUGCAAGGUGGAAACUACAAGAUCAGCAAGCCACUCAGAUUUCCUGCUGAGGGUGGUGGCAACAUUGUCGUAAAAGGAGGAACUUUACGAGCAUCGGAUACAUUUCCUGACGAUAGACAUUUGAUAGAAAUAUGGUCACCAAAUUCAAAACUACUUGACAAAAAAGACUCCACUCAUUCUGAUGGUUUUAGCGACGACAUUAAGGAUCAAAGUGUAGGCAUAUACUACGAAGACAUUACCUUCAGCGACAUCCUUUUCGAUUCAAAGUUCAAAGGCGGAGGACUUCUUAUAAUCGAUUCAGUAAGAAUUCGGAUCCAUAACUGCUUCUUUCUCCAUUUCAAUACAGAAGGAAUUCUAAUCCAAAGAGGCCAUGAAACCUUCAUAUCGAGCUGCUUCUUAGGGCAACAUUCUACAGUUGGUGGAGAUAAAGAUGAGAAAGACUUUUCAGCGACGGCCAUUGAUGUCGCUGGAAAUGACAAUGCGAUUACAGAUGUCGCUAUAUUUUCCGCCGCCAUUGGUGUCGUAUUAAGAGGUCAGGCUAAUAUUUUAACAGGCAUACAUUGCUAUAAUAAAGCAACAUAUUGGGGUGGGAUUGGAAUUUUAGUAAAACAAAAUGCAGCACUAACAAGGAUAGAUAAUUGUUACUUAGAUUAUAACAGUAUAGUAAUGGAAGAUCCAAUUCAAGUUCAUGUCACUAAUGGACUAUUUUUAGGGGAUGGAAAUUUAGUAUUAAAAUCUAUAAAUGGAAAAAUUUCUGGGUUAAAUAUAAUAAAUAAUAUGUUUAAUGGAAACCCUAAGAAUAUGAUUCCUAUGGUAAAAAUUGAAGGGUUGUUUAGUAAUAUUGAUCAAGUGGUGAUUGAUCAUAAUAAUGUAAAUGGUAUGAGCUUGAAAUCAAGUGUUGGAAGAUUAACAAUUGGAGGAAAUAAUAAAAAUGGAAGUAAUAAAUGGGUAGCUGAUUUUUCAUCUGUUUUGGUUUUUCCAAAUAAGAUUAAUCAUUUUCAGUACUCAUUUUAUUAUAUUGGUGGUGACCAUCAAGUUGGUCAUAGAGUGACAAAUGUGUCAAAUAAUGUGGUGGUUGUAGAGAGUGAUAAAGAAGUAAAUGGGAUGGUUUCUGUUGUUGUUGAUCAAUUUAAUUUGAUUGGAGAAGAUAGUAUUUUUAUGUAAACAUUUAUUAAUGUUAUUUUUCUAUUCAACCUA